This is a messenger RNA of Centruroides sculpturatus (bark scorpion), 2696 nucleotides long. RefSeq names its product ras-related protein Rab-10-like. The transcript is spliced from 7 exons. Gene Ontology annotation, molecular function: GTPase activity; GTP binding. The record is from RefSeq and is a predicted model, not a curated record. Gene Ontology annotation, biological process: cellular response to insulin stimulus. Gene Ontology annotation, cellular component: insulin-responsive compartment; recycling endosome; Golgi apparatus. NCBI's taxonomy places the organism in Eukaryota, Metazoa, Arthropoda, Arachnida, Scorpiones, Buthidae. Bases 299 to 904 code for a protein of 201 amino acids.
CGUAACCAGACGAUAUUGAGCAAAUGACGCAAUCAAUCAAAAAUCUCGCUUACGGUACAUGUUAGGUUCGUACGGAGUAGCGAGAAAAGUCCGAUCAAAUGCUGAUUAAUCGUCUGCCGUCGAAUGCGGAGAUAGCAGAAACGGAAAGGAAAAUUCUACAAUUAAUUUUAUCUAAUUUAUUAAGUAUAUACGUUACGGUAUAUCGUUAGUUAACUUAAGAACGAAUAGUAUUAAUUAUAAUCCGUAAGUUCGGUACUGUUAUCCCGUUGUUAAGCAUUCGGCCGUGUUGUUAUUCAACAUGGCGAAGAGGACCUACGAUUUGCUUUUCAAAUUACUCCUGAUCGGUGAUUCGGGCGUGGGAAAGACUUGUAUAUUGUUCAGGUUUUCGGACGACGCUUUCAAUACGACUUUUAUAUCGACGAUAGGUAUUGAUUUCAAGAUUAAGACAAUAGAAUUAAAAGGGAAGAAGAUUAAAUUACAAAUAUGGGAUACAGCAGGCCAAGAGAGAUUUCAUACAAUUACUACUUCAUAUUAUCGCGGUGCUAUGGGCAUUAUGUUAGUGUACGACAUUACUAAUCCAAAGAGUUUCGACAACAUCGCAAAAUGGUUAAGGAAUAUCGACGAUCAUGCCACCGAAGAUGUCGAGAAGAUGAUUCUCGGUAACAAAUGUGAUAUGGAAGACAAAAGAAUGAUCAGCAAAGAAAGAGGAGAAUCGAUUGCACGAGACCACGACGUAACCUUCUUAGAAACAAGUGCAAAAGCAAAUAUCAAUAUCGAAGAAGCCUUUUUUCAUUUAGCAGAAGCUAUCUUAAAUAAGGUGCAAAUGGCAUUGAAGGAUCAAACAGAAUCAUCUGACAAACUGCGCAUUGCUACACAAGAUAAAAAUACGGGGAAAUGCUGUUAGGGAAGAAAGAACAAACAAGCAAUGCAAUAUUCAAGAAAAUUAGGACCAGGUGCUUGCAGUUUAUUGCCUCUGUUCAAACCUUUGGUUUAAAAGGACUUUAAUAUAAAAAUAUAUAUAUAUAUUAUAUAUAUAUUAAACAUAUAUAUAUUCUGUUGCCUUUUUUGGAAUCAUCUAGCCAGUUUCUUGUCUGUGAUGUUUCCUAUCUUUAGAUGGAUCAUCAGGUUAAAAAAAAAUUGUUUUGUUUUCAAAGUCCACAACGGCCAAAUACCUGGAUAUAAAUGCUUUAAUGCACUUAGGUAAGGUAAAUUUUUUAAGAGUACCUAAUGAGAUUAAUUGAACACGAGUCGAAACCGAACCUUACGCGGACGAAGGGCGGCGCGGGAGGAUCUUUUUAUUAUUCGUUUGUUUGUUUUUACUAUAUCGCCAACGUAAUUUUGUGAAGGGGGACAUUUAAAGGAACGUAAUAGGUGAACUCGUUUCUGUAAAUAGUUAAUCUGUUUAUUGUAGUUCCUAAUGAGACAAAAAAAAAUGUUUGACAUGUAUUAACCAAUGGCUUCAAGCAUGUGUUCUUGUUUAAUGACAAUUUUUGGAAAAAAUACACAAAAAAAAAAUAAUGCUGUGCUAGAACUGACCAAGAUAUAUUUUGUACACUUUGUGUCGUGUGAAUUGCAUCACUUAAUUCACUAAAAUGUCAUUGUUAAAGGGGGGAAAUGAAUUCACAGUUUUGUUAAAACAGUUCUAAGAUGCAGUUAAAUCAAAAUGUAUAUUAUUUAUAUCACCAUCCAAAUUAAAAAAAAAAAAAGAAGAGCAUUUGUAAAAGUUUUGGUGAGUUAAUUUGUUGCUUAAUUGACAAAAUAUGCCUUUUUCAAAGUAGUUCCAUUGUUCUUUUUUGCUAAGAUCAUGACAUUUGUAUGAAGUUGACAAAGAAGUUUAUUAAUCUUGUUAUUUUUUAAAAGAAAUAUUGUAUUAUCUAAUUAUAUAUAUAUGCAAAACUUGAAUGUGCUCAUUUUAAAGUUUGUUUUAUGCCGGUUAUUAUUAUUAUUAUAUUAUUAUUAUUAUUACGCAGUGUAUGCUCAAUUCAUUUUAAUUUAUUGAUGUUCCUUUUCUUAGAUAUUUUUUAAUUUGUGGCACAAAAAUCUUGUUAAGCGGAACAUUAAUCGAAACAAAUCGCAUCCUCAAAGGAUUAGUAUUUGUAAAAAAUAAACAAAAAGCUUCGGUCCGAAGCAUUUUUAAACAUAUUCACGCAGUGCAUCACCGUAUGAUUUUCGAAGAGAACCCAACUCGCCGGUGGGAAUUUAACAAAAUUAUUCUUCCGCUUUAGAGGAGAAUGGGGAAACCGUCGUUUGGAUGCGGGGACGAGAGCAGCCGGUCUCCGGCCAUCCCAGGUACUGUACCAUCCAUUUGCCCGUAAAAAAAAAACACAUUGUGAACAGUUUUAAAAAAAACAAAGCUUCAAACUUGUGGUCACUGUAUAUUUAAAUAUAUUUAUAAAUCAGUAACUGUGCUAUACGUGUGACAUUGUUUCUCUGCGUGAUUAUCCACAAGUAGUAUAUCUCUCUCUAUAUCUCUCUAUUUCUCUUGUAUAUGCAAACCCCCCCGAAGGAAACAUUAAUCAAAUUGAAAUAUCGAUUUUUAAGUAGGUCAAAACAAAGUUCUCUGGAAGACUGUACGAUGCUAACCCAAAGGCUGUAAUUGAAGAUAAAAUCGAAGUCUGUCGUGAAACUAGUGCUUUGUAAUUAUAAGUGAUUUUUUGGAGGUUAAUUUGAAGAAAUAAAAUUUCGGCUCAUCAUCA